Molecule: messenger RNA, 2142 nt
Organism: Penicillium diatomitis
Lineage: Eukaryota; Fungi; Ascomycota; Eurotiomycetes; Eurotiales; Aspergillaceae
Product: oligopeptidase family protein
Exons: 2
Coding region: 1-2142 (713 amino acids)
Biological process (GO): proteolysis
Molecular function (GO): serine-type endopeptidase activity
Source: RefSeq, a predicted model, not a curated record
AUGAAGUUCACUCCAGAGGUCCUCCUCGGCGCCCCCAGGCGAUCCUCCGCCGUUCCCAACGCCGCAGGAACACUGGCACUCUAUACGCAGACGUCCUACUCAUUCGAUUCCCAUUCCAAGACCAACGAGAUUCGUGUCCUUGAAAUCGAGUCUGGUCGGUCCGCUCUGGUCACCAACGAUCCCGGUGCCAGCAACCCGCAGUGGCUCGGCGAGAGCGACGAGCUUGUCUGGCUCAAGGCCAAGUCCAAUGGCAACACGAGCUUCAUUGUUGGAGAUGCACGCGAGGCAGACAAAACGUAUACCGCUGGUACAGUCCCCGGUCCUGUGUCGGACCUGAAGGUCACUGUUAUCGAGCCUGGAAAGAUCGGGUUCGCCGUAUCAGGUAAAGCCAAUCCGGACGGAUCGCUCUUCAACCCUCAUGAUGCGAAGAAGUCCCACACUACGGGCCGUCUCUAUACGUCUCUGUUCGUUCGUCAUUGGGACUCGUACGUCGAUCCCCAGAAGAAUGCCAUCUGGUAUGGUCUACUGGAGAGGGCACCCGUGAACCCUGCUCGUCGGCAAUCGGGAAAGUACGCAGUCUCCGGCCUCACCAAUCUCAUUUCCGUCUCGGGCCUAGGGCCGGUUGAAUCGCCGAUUCCUCCAUUUGGAGGAACGGGAGACUUCGAUAUCAGCCCUUCUGCAAUUGUAUUUAUUGCAAAGGACCCCAGCCUGAACCCAGCAACCCACACCGCUUGCUCUUGUUAUUAUGCGCCCAUGUUUUCAUGGACCAGUAUGAGCGUCUCGGAGGUGAAGCCCUGUAAGGUGAGUGGGUUGCAGGGUGCCAUGGCCUCGCCCGUUCUGUCUCCCGAUGGCGGCUCUAUUGCUCUGCUGGCCAUGCAGACGGACGGUUACGAGUCGGACAAGAACCGCAUUCUCUAUGUACCCAACCCCUGGAAUGGUGAGAUGAUAGAGAUUUUCAAGUCCGCCGACGGAAAGGGUGGAUGGCCCCUGAGCCCUGGUGCCGUGUCCUUUGCUCAAGAUGGCAAGUCAUUGCUGAUUCAGGUGGAGGAAGUUGGUCGUGGAGUCUUGUACCAGCUUCCUCUUGAAGGAGUUGAAAAGGCGACGACCAAGGCAUUGAAGAAGUUGACAUUCAAUGGCCACGUCAAUGAUGUUGCACCUGCUGCAGCCAGUUCUUCCAAGCUUUUCGUGUCAAGCUCCAACUUGGUUGACAACAGUGUAUGGUCCAUUAUCGAUCCUGCCCAUCCGGAGAAGCCCCAGUUGGUUUCAUCCAACUGUCGCGGCGGGUCUCAUUGUGGCCUGUCCUCGUCUCAAGUGGAUGAGAUUUGGUUUGAGGGAGCCGAAGGCCACAAAGUACACGCUUGGGUGAUGAAGCCGUCUCAUUUCAAGGCCGGGGAGCGAUACCCCUUGGCCUAUCUCAUUCAUGGUGGUCCUCAAGGUGCAUGGAACGACCAGUGGAGCACUCGCUGGAACCCGGCUGUGUUUGCCGAACAAGGAUACGUUGUAAUCACUCCCAACCCGACCGGUAGCACUGGGUAUGGCCAGGAGUUUACUGACGGCAUCCGCGGUGAAUGGGGUGGUCGCCCAUACGAGGAUCUUGUCAAGGGCUUUGAGUACAUUGAGAAGAACCUUGAAUAUGUCGAUACAACGCGUGCCGUCGCCCUGGGAGCUUCCUACGGAGGAUACAUGAUGAAUUGGAUUCAAGGCCACGACCUGGGUCGCAAAUUCAAGGCGCUAGUCACCCACGAUGGCGUGUUCAGCAUGACUUCCCAACUGGCUAGCGAGGAGCAAUACUUUCCUCUCCACGAUCUGAAGGGGCCGAUCUGGAAGGUCCCCGAGAACUGGGCUAAAUGGGACCCGUCUCGGUUCACGGAGAACUGGGCAACGCCUCAUCUGAUCAUUCACAAUGAGUUGGACUACCGACUGACGAUUGCCGAGGGCCUGGCUGCAUUCAAUGUGCUGCAGAUGCGCGGCGUGGAGAGUGCAUUUUUGACCUUUCCGGACGAGAACCACUGGGUGUUGAAUCCGGAGAACUCGCUGAUGUGGCACCGCACAGUGUUGAAUUUCAUUAACAAGUAUGCGGGACUGCCCCCUGUUGCGGAUGAGCCUGAUCUGAGCUCGGAGAUGGGCAAGCUGGCUCUUUGA